This is a messenger RNA of Aethina tumida (small hive beetle), 1368 nucleotides long. It is a transcript of the gene MESR6, whose product is annotated as UPF0489 protein C5orf22 homolog. Lineage: Eukaryota; Metazoa; Arthropoda; Insecta; Coleoptera; Nitidulidae. The transcript has 2 exons. Bases 168 to 1295 code for a protein of 375 amino acids. The record is from RefSeq and is a predicted model, not a curated record.
AAAGUAAAACUGUGAUGUUAGUUGCAUAUCUGGGAGCGAGUUCACCAAUUGUCAGAAUUCCAGAUAAUAUUAAUUACCAUAUAAGGCAUUUAUUUUGUUUACCAAGAAUAAAUGCGGCGUGGUUCAAUUAGUAGAAUUUUGUAGAUAGUGUAGUUAACAGCAACAUUAUGGACCACGAUUUGGGUCCAAAACUUAGAAAACGCCAGUUGGUGCCGGUUCACAUCGUAGAAAAUCACGAUGAAGUUUUGCCGUACAUAUACCGCGACAUUGGAGCGAAAUUUCUACCGAUCGAAGGCAUAACUUUCAUCCAUUUCGACUCGCAUCCGGACAUGCUAAUACCUAAGUCCAUGCAGGCCGACUGCGUGUACGAUAAAUACGUGUUGUUUGAACAAAUCAGCAUAGAAAAUUGGAUGAUGCCCGCCGCUUAUGGGGGUCACUUCAAGACUUUAGUAUGGUGUAAGCCACCCUGGGCUGAACAGAUUGAUGUUGGCAAAAGAAAGUUUCUAAUUGGCAAGGAUAAAUCUACGGGUACAAUAAGACUCAAUUGCAAAGAAAACUACUUUGUAUCAGAGUGUCUGUAUAGACAUGAAAGUUGCUUGGAGAAUAUUAAGGAGGUUGUUUUGGACGUCAUUGAAAUGGGAGGUGAUGCAAACAGUGUUUGUCCAAAAACUAUUGAGGACUACACGAAAAAUAUGUACAUUUUGGAUGUGGACUUGGACUUCUUCAGUACCAAGAACCCGUUCAAAACUGCUUACGAAAAGGCACACGUUUACGACAGACUGAAAGAAAUAUACAAUUUUGAUUUACCCAAAACUAAAACAGACGAAGACAUAGAAACAGCAGUGAAAGCUAGGGAAAAACAAAUAGAAGAACUGGAAACAAUUUUCAAUCAUUUGGAGCGUCACAGGAUUAUGCCAGACGCAACAGAGCCCAUAAGUGAUUUGUACAAAAGAGUGGAGGACUUAAGACUGAAAAUACUUGAGCAGUACGAUGAUAAAGAAGUCGAUUGGAUUUUGGUGCACAAUGCUGGCUGCACUUGUGACAACACCGAUUUGCCACAUCAUGUUUCAACGGAAGAAGAAAUUAAUAAAAUGCUAAAUAAGUUCAAGGAGUUUGUGGAAUUGUUACGAGAACGUCCUGCAAUUGUCACCAUUUCUAGGUCAAGCGAAGACGAUUACACACCAUCGGAUGUGGUGGAGAUGAUUCAGAAGCGGGUUCUGGAGAUAUUAAUAGAGAAGUUUCCUAUUCAACCGAAUUUUCAUUAUCGUGAUGACUGUUCAGAUGAGCAAGUAUAAGCAGAAGUGUUAAUUUUAAAUGAUUAAUAAAGUAAUUAUUGAAUAAGAUAUUUUUUAUUUAUUUAAAUAAGUU